AUGGCUACAAUUGUAGAUGAUUCGAAUUCGAAUUUGUUCUGGUCAGGAUCAUCAUGGAAGACGGAACAUAGUGAUGAUCCAUUGACGGGAAAGUAUUUCAACAGCGGAGAAUACUGUAUCGUAGCAUGGGAGGGAGCAGACAUCUACGUAUAUGGAGCUCGACGUAAGAAUCAUGUGAGCAGGUCGUUAUUGUAUCAUAUAGUAAUAUGCGAUACUGAUUCUUCCUUUGGCCCGAAGGGACUAUACGGAGUAGUGAUAGACGGAGGAGAUAUCCAGUAUUUUUCAGGUUUCUCACAAGAUGGUCAAUUCCAGGCUACCCUUUUCGCUACCAAUGGUCUGCAGGACGGCUCGCACACCUUGAAGAUAUCGAAUGAGAAUGAGAGAAAUCAAGAUCAGUAUCCUGAUUAUGUUUGGUUGGAUAUCGAUUCAGUAGCUGUUAGUGGUACUUUAAUUAAUGCAGAUACGUCUGCUUCUUCGUCGUCUACAGCCUCAUCAUCAGUCACAUCUUCAUCUUCCUCUGGGAAUUCAUCCGAAUCUACUGAUAUAUCCUCAGGUCAAUAUUCAGAGACAGUCUCAUCAGCUACGAUAAUCUCAACAGCUUCGGAGACUCUAAUAUCAAGUAGUCAAUCUCGGUUACCACCCACCGAAGGUCCAGUGGCAUCUCCAUCUGCAGAUCCUUCAGCCACGGCGGAGAAUAGCGAGCAAUCAAAUGAUCGAAAGACAAUCACCCUAGCAAUCUCUAUACCCGUCAUUGUCAUCUCGUCAAUUGUCAUAUUCGUCUUUGUCGGUUUAUAUUUCUAUAGAAGGAGGAAAAGAAGGUAUGAGAGACAAUAUGAUCAUGGUUAUAAUGGGUAUAUGGAAGAGCCUCAAAGUUCUUGGAGAUGA
Kwoniella mangroviensis CBS 8507 is the source of this 885-nucleotide messenger RNA. RefSeq lists its product as uncharacterized. Lineage: Eukaryota; Fungi; Basidiomycota; Tremellomycetes; Tremellales; Cryptococcaceae. The coding region runs from base 1 to 885 and encodes 294 amino acids. The transcript is spliced from 9 exons. The record is from RefSeq and is a predicted model, not a curated record.